AUGUCGAAUUCUAAAAGUUAUCUUUUAAGCCUCCCUAACGAGAUUACUGCCGAAAUUCUUGGAAAUACCAAACCGGAGGAUAUUUGCUCUAUCUCUUUGUCAAAUCAAAAAUUUUAUAAAUUUUUUCACGAUGACUAUGUCUGGAAAUUAAUGUGUAAAAAUCAAUAUCCUUCAGCCAUAAUUUUAGAAGCACAAAAGGAUCUGGAUGAGGAUAGAGUCUUGAAGCAGUUAUUCACAACAGUUCCAGAGCCUAAAACGGAUGCAUCCUUGAGUUCUUUAUGUACCGGACAGGAAGUGGAAUCGAGUACAGAUGUUCAUUCGGUAACAGAAAAAACGAACCCAAUUAUUUACAUUGCAAAAGAUAGAGGCGUUAGAUGGGUUAGUCUUAAUGGACCAUCUGUUCGUGGCCAAACACUUUGGGAAAUAAUAACUAGAAGAAGUGCAUAUGGAAAAGUUAUUAGACUUGAUCUUUAUGAUGUAAAUGUUUUCAAAGUAACGGCAACGCAUAAAUUCGUUCAGCCUGGAACGUAUGAUGUUAUCUGGAGAGUCAAACUCGAAAGAGAUUUUAGUUUAAAAAGUUUGAAUUUUAUGGUGCAAGUUACGGCUAGUGAUUACAGAGUAGUCGCCGAAACAGGGUUGUUCACAAUGCGUUAUGAUUCGAAGAUUGACAUUCAAUCAAAAGGAAACUGGGUCGAGUACUGCCCGCACGAAAUUGUCGUACCUGAAGAACGUACCGUUGAUGGAAAAUACUUUUGGUAUGCCGUAGUGUGUAACAUAUACGAUUAUUCAGGGAAUCCGGUAAACGGUUUGAUCGUCGAUUAUGUCAAAUUAAGAUAUCAUCAAGAUGGGAGAUGCGAGGUAUUUGAGGAGAACCAUGACUAA
Messenger RNA from Acaulospora morrowiae, 882 nucleotides. The record is from the annotation of a GenBank genome assembly. Lineage: Eukaryota; Fungi; Glomeromycota; Glomeromycetes; Diversisporales; Acaulosporaceae.